Recurvomyces mirabilis is the source of this 1341-nucleotide messenger RNA. It is a transcript of the gene PEX13, whose product is annotated as Peroxisomal membrane protein PAS20. Bases 1 to 1341 code for a protein of 446 amino acids. Gene Ontology annotation, molecular function: protein binding. Gene Ontology annotation, biological process: protein import into peroxisome matrix, docking. Gene Ontology annotation, cellular component: peroxisomal membrane; peroxisome; peroxisomal importomer complex. The transcript is spliced from 2 exons. Lineage: Eukaryota; Fungi; Ascomycota; Dothideomycetes; Mycosphaerellales; Teratosphaeriaceae. The record is from RefSeq and is a predicted model, not a curated record.
AUGGCCUCGCCGCCGAAGCCUUGGGAGACGGCGAGGAGCGGAUCAGCAGCCAUACCAAUAUCCACACCGGUAACUACAGCCACCACGAGCGCCAUCGAAUCAGCCGCCGCGCCAUCAAUACCUACACGACCCGACUCCCUCAAUCAGCUUGCCACGCGCAAUGCCUCAGCAUACUCUUCACCACUCAAUCGGGCAUCACCCUACUCAUCCCCAUAUGGCGGCAUGGGCUCGUCCUAUAGCUCUCCCUACAGCAGGUUUGGUGGAGGUGGCUAUGGGAGUUUCGGCGGGAUGGGAGGAGGCGGCAUGUACGGCUCCCCAUAUGGCGGGAUGGGUGGUGGAUAUGGCAUGGGAGGAUACGGGCAACCGGGCAUGUACGGACAAGAGCAGCCGAGCAUGACUCAGUCCAUGACACAGAGCACACAAGCCACUUUCCAGAUGAUUGAGAGUAUCGUGGGAGCUUUCGGUGGCUUUGCACAGAUGUUGGAGAGCACGUAUAUGGCCACGCAUUCCAGCUUCUUUGCUAUGGUAAGCGUGGCAGAUCAGUUCUCGACCUUGAAGCAGACGCUGGGCAGUAUACUGGGUAUCUUCACCGUUAUGAGGUGGAUACGAACAGCGAUUGCGAAGCUCACAGGCCGGCCUCCACCUGCAUCCAGCAAGGAACUUACACCAGCGAACUUUGCCGCUUUCAGUGGCGGUGCACCACCAGAUGGUGCAGCAGCACAACCAAAACCAAGCCGGAAGCCGUUCAUCUUCUUCAUCGUGGCUGUAUUUGGUUUACCAUAUCUCAUGAGUAAACUCAUACGAGCACUCGCCGCAUCACAAGAAGCCGAACAACAACGACAGCUCGCCAUGUCACCUCAUGGAACAGAUGGUCAGCAGCCACUCGACCCAAGCAAACUCGAUUUCUGCAAGGUCAUGUACGAUUACACACCCCAGCAACAACCCGGACAGCAGUUCACCGAAAGCAUUGACCUAGAAGUGAAGAAAGGCGAUCUCGUUGCGGUCUUAUCCAAGACAGAUCCAAUGGGCCAAGCGAGCGAUUGGUGGCGAUGUCGCGCUCGCAACGGCCAGAUGGGAUAUCUACCAUCUACAUACCUGGAGACCAUUGCGCGAAGGCCGCAGCAAGCGCAGAUCGCGGCUAAGAGCAAUGUGUCAAGCCCUGGUCAUUCACGAGUGAACACAAUGACCGGAAGCAUGACCAGUGGCGGCAGCAGGGCGAAUAGCAUGACUAUCACGGAAAAGGAGAAGGCGCAAGUCAAGGCGAAGACGCCGCCGACAGUGGAAGGGAAGCCUGGCGAUAUCAGUGUUGAGAGUUUCCAGCGAGCAGCUUUUAAUUCGUAG